Molecule: messenger RNA, 1240 nt
Organism: Physcomitrium patens
Lineage: Eukaryota; Viridiplantae; Streptophyta; Bryopsida; Funariales; Funariaceae
Product: large ribosomal subunit protein bL9c
Biological process (GO): translation
Cellular component (GO): ribosome
Molecular function (GO): structural constituent of ribosome
Source: RefSeq, a predicted model, not a curated record
AGUAUCGUCAAGAUUAUGACCGACGCUCGUCCAAAUUUCGUCCUUAUUUCGUUCGCAAUCAACAAAGCCGAACCGUCGCCUUAUCCAAAGCAACACGAAGGGGGAAGAGGGCGAGACCGGGCAAGGGGGGGACUGGGAGGGAGUGGGGGAAGGAGCUUAUCACGGGGGCUCAUCACGAACAAUUCCUUUGCAGUUUUCAGCGAUUUUGCAACACUGGUAAUGGCGAUGGCGAUGGCGAACAUCAUGGCGUCGCCCGCUCUGUUGCCGUGCUUCGAAGGCCUGCGGGCGCAGAGCUUGACCCAGAAACCCGCAGCCUCGGCAGCCUCCACGAGCGGCAGCCCUGCGUAUCAGCCCCUCGCAGUGGUGGCGGACAAGCGCGUGCAAAAGCGGCGACAGGUCAUCCUCACCGAAGACGUCGAGUACUUGGGCAAGACCGGAGCUCUGCUCGCUGUGAAGACCGGCUACUUUCGCAAUUUUCUGUACCCGACCGGCAAGGCCAAGCUGGCGACGCCGGAGAUUCUGAAGGCCAUCCGGGUGGAGGAGCUGCGGAAGGAGGAGGAGCGGAAGGUGGUGAAGGCGGGCGCCGAGAGCGUGGCGAGGCUGCUGCAGAACGCGGGGAUGUUGACGUUGCGGCGGAAGAGGGGAGGACAAGGGAAGCAGAUAUUCGGGUCGGUGACGUCGCAGGACAUUGUGGACAUCAUCCGGGCGAACACGAAGCAGGAGGUGGACAAGAGGGACGUGACGGUGCCGGAGGUGCGGGAGAUAGGGCAGUACGUGGUGGAGAUAAAGCUGCACCCCGAGGUGACAGCGCAGGUGAAGAUCAAUGUGGUCGGGCAGUAGUGAUGCGCGCUCCUCAAUUUCGCCUCGUUUGCUCUUUUACUCAUUCUUCGAUUUUUCGAUGACGAACAUUUUUUUUUCACCUGUCCAUAGAUUUCAGUUGAAGCUUCUAAACAACUUAGGUCAAGAAUUCAAGUUUCUUUUAGUUGUAGACGCAAUUUACUUGUGGCGGAUGUGACUUUUGUGUCUAAAGCUCGGCUCCUUUCGAAGUCACAUUUCUCUUCUGCAUUUGCCAUCUUAACUCUGCAGAGUCCGUCCAGGUUUUCCUCUGUUUAGAUGAGUAUUCUCUAACACUGCGACAUGACCACCAUUGUAGUCCGCGAAUUGAGACUCAGCAUCCCUUGCUGCAUGUUGUAAAAUGUAUUCAAUGUUACUUCAUGAGCAUCCUGUACUCUUAUCGUAA